Messenger RNA from Manis pentadactyla (Chinese pangolin), 2960 nucleotides. Its product is annotated as transmembrane protease serine 11A. Gene Ontology annotation, cellular component: plasma membrane; extracellular region. The coding region runs from base 144 to 1400 and encodes 418 amino acids. The transcript is spliced from 10 exons. Gene Ontology annotation, molecular function: serine-type endopeptidase activity. The record is from RefSeq and is a predicted model, not a curated record. Gene Ontology annotation, biological process: proteolysis. Lineage: Eukaryota; Metazoa; Chordata; Mammalia; Pholidota; Manidae.
AAGUUUCAUUUCAACUACUUAUAAUUUGUUUCCUUAUUUCUACCAGCCGUAGACUUCUAAUAUACGUAGAGAUGUCACAUAGUUGAGGAGUAAGUCGUGUUCAGUGGGUACAGAGCUCCAAGAUUACAUUCUUCCUCCUGAGGAUGACGUAUCGAGCAGUAGGAUUUGGCACUCGAAGCAGAGGUUUGAAGCCGUGGGUGGCUGUGCUUCUCAUGGUAUCAGUGCUGACUGUGGCGGUAGUGGUCCUCGGUCUUCUGGCUCACUUUUUACUUUCUGGCCAGAAAAGGGAAUAUUUCCAUGGCACAUUUAAAAUUUCAGAUCUACAGGUCAGCAGUAAUUCUGGACAAAAUAGCACGUACCAGUUUAAGGAUUUAUGGGAGAUGAUGGAAAACCUGGUGGAUGAGAUAUUUAUAGAUUCAGCCUUGAACAAGCAUUAUAUCAAGAACCGAGUAGUCAGACUGACCCCAGAGGAAGAUGGUGUGAAAGCAGAUAUUGUUAUGGUGUUCCAGAUCCCUUCUGCUGAGCAAAGAGAAGGAACAAAGAAGAAAAUCCAUAGCAUCUUAAAUCAGAAGACAAGGAACACAAGAGCCUUGUCAAAAAAUGCCUCGUCAGUACAAGUUAAUGAAAUGAGCUCAUCAACAGGGAAGCUAACUGUCCAAGCAUGUUGUGGUAAACGAGUUGUUCCAUUAAUAGUCAACAGAAUAAUGUCUGGCAGCAUUGCGGCCAAGGGUGCCUGGCCUUGGCAAGCUUCCCUGCAGCGUAACAACAUACACCAGUGUGGAGCCACCUUGAUCAGUGAUACUUGGCUGCUCACCGCCGCACACUGCUUUAAGAAUGAUGCAAAUCCACAUCAUUGGACUGUUAGCUUUGGAACAACAAUCAACCCUCCAUUAAUGAAAAGAAAUGUCAAAAGAAUUAUUGUCCAUGAGAGGUAUCACUCCCCAGCAAGAGAAUACGACAUUGCUGUUGUACAGUUCUCUCCCGCAGUCACCUUUACUGAUGAAGUCCACCCAGUUUGUUUGCCAGAAGCCUCUGCAUCCUACCAGCCGAAUUCAACUGUCUACAUCACAGGAUUUGGAGCACUUUUCUAUGGUGGGGAAUCCCAAAAUGAUCUUCGAGAAGCCAGAUUGAAAAUUAUAAGUGAUGAUGUGUGCAAGCAGCCAUAUGUGUACGGAAAUGACAUAAAGUUUGGAAUGUUUUGUGCUGGAUAUAUGGAAGGAAUUUAUGAUGCUUGCAGGGGUGAUUCUGGGGGACCUUUAGUUAUAAAGGAUCAUAAAGAUACCUGGUAUCUCAUUGGAAUUGUGAGCUGGGGAGAUAACUGCGGUCAAAAGAACAAACCUGGAGUCUACACAAAAGUGGCUUAUUACCGAAACUGGGUUGCUUCAAAAACAGGCCUCUAAUUCACUCUAAAAGUUAAACAUUGACUGCUGUAUGCAGGCCAUACAUGUAUGUGGAUCUAAAUAUUCAGCACAUGUAGUACAAUGGAGUGAUAUUAAAUGGCAUGAUUUAUUUUAGAAUCACUUUAAUCAACCAAUAACCUAUCACCAAUUUAUAAGGGAUUUAAAUUUGUAAAAUAGUGGGUCAGUUUCUGGCUUGAAAAAUACAGCAGAGAUACUCAGCUCUUUAAAUCAUGCAAGCUGAAGCAUAAAAGAGAAGCAACACAAACUUUUGAAGAUAAUCUGAGAUUUUUAGAAUGUCUUUGUCAGGGGUGUCCCCUUAAGUGAGAGACUUUUUAAAUUCUCAAAGAGCUCAGGAAACUCGUAUAUAAUUUCCUAUCAUUUCUCUAGGGUUCACAAAUACCUUUUUUUGUUUUUCCUUGUUUUUCUACCUUUAGAAAUGUAUUUUCUACUUAUAAGCCCAUUGGAGGGAUACUCAUUUUUUAAAAAGUUAUAUCUAGGAAACAAGUACAGAUAUAAAUCAAGCCAGAGAUCUUCUAACCCUUUUCUGUGUAAAACUUCCCUAAUUUUUUUGGUGAUUUCUUAAUAUAUAUAUAUUAUAUUAUACAUACACAGAUAACCCUACCUUCAGAUAUGUCCAGAGAAAGCCUUAUUAAUGAAUGAGUAUAUAUAGUAAUUAGCUAAUUGAAAAUGUAUUUUUGUUACAAAAAUUAGGGGGAAGGUGAUGGUAACUUCUUGGGCAGUCCCAAAACAAUGGCGCAAAAAUUUGACAUUUUAUAGAUGCAUUUACAUGUUUGGACCACCAGAAGGUGGCACUGUACAUUAUUAUAGUAAGGUUAAAUGCCUAGAAAACAAUUGAGUAUUUGCUAAUAUGUUGAAGAAUCAAUGAACAUUGUCAUUCUACAUAGAAAAAAAAAGUUUAUUGCUUUGUGUUUCUGCAGCCAACUAUCUCCUAAGGCUUGUGGCAAUAGCCUAUUACGAUCAGAGACACUAGUUUAAAAACAUUUUUAGUAAAUAUAAAUUUUGAGGACCUACCACACAGAACACAGGAACAAAGUGAUCUGAAAAAUCAAAUUUACCCACUAAGUAAAGUGCCUCAUGAAGACAGGAGGGUCAGGCCCAUGUAUGCUAUGAUGCAAUCAAAUGAAGGCUUUGUGGAAACUCUUACUCUGUGUGACACCAGCUAACAUCAGGUUUGUGGGUGGGUUGUCAUUUACUCAUGUUGUGCAAAUAUAAACUCAAUCAUUGAGUUACUUUAUAAUAAUUUCCCCCAUGUGCUAUUGAUAAGGCAUGAAAAUAAUCCUAUAAUAAUCUAAAGAAGAUUUAUAAUUUAUUCACCAAAGAAUUGAUCCAUAACUUAGAAUUUUAAAGCUUAAGAAAGACGUUCUAAGUCAUGCCAGCCAACAUCCUUAUGGUUCAGAGACCUGAGGCCAGGACACAUAAAGGACUUAGUGAAGCUGUAGGUAGUUUUUAUCCCUACUGGGCCUAGAACUCAGGUAUCAGUUUCACAUUUCUUUUUCCUUACAAAGUAUCUUUAUGAUUGUCUACAUUUAUUGAAUCAUC